AUGGACCCAGUGACGGCCACAACCUCGCUCAUCACCCUUGUGAGCUUUAUAAAGGAGCUGGUGGAACUGGGGCAUGGCAUAGCGACUUCAAUCGAGAAGGUCAACGAAAACCGCCGUCAAAUACGCAACCUCGUUAAUGACAUCCUCCACACGCUCACGGAACUUGCGAAGCUGAUUAGAGAACGCGAGGAGCACUUUCAAACGCCUGCUUUACUUGCGGCGAUUGGCAAUCUCAAGGCAGAUAUGAUACAUGCGCUGGAAAUUUGUCGUAGAAUCUCGCCGGUAGAGCGCAAAUCAGGCUUACGGGGAAUCAAGACACAGUUGAAGGGGUGGAUUAAACGCGACGAGAUUGAAGGAGAGAUACAAAGACUGAAGGAGCAUGUGAACAAGUGCUUUCUCAUGUUUGUGACCUUUUCGACGACGCGGAUUGAGAAAAACACCGCAGAAAUCAUUCAGACGACCGAAAGAACUCGAAAUGUUGCUCUGAGAGGCAUGGAUGCGACCCUUCGGGUCGAGCAGCGCUUCAUUGUCGAUACGGUUGAGAGUCAAGUCAAGUUGCGCAAAUUAGAGACCAUGAUGUCUCGUGUCCUUCUCGAGACAUCAUUUGGACAGAAUGUCAUGGAACAAACGAUCCAAGUUAUUUUAUCCGAUCCUGGCCAUCGAACACUAGAAGCUCAGUAUUUGUCGACGCAGACGCUCAGACUGAUCCCCCUGGUACAACAAAUAGCGUCUGGAGGUGUAUCUGUCCUUGAUGCUUCGCUCUGGAUGUCCCAAUUAGGGCUCAAGAAAAUGGAAGGAGCAUCGGCUGAGCACGUCCUCCACUCGAUUCUAAGUGCUGUCGUGCAAAUUACCAACCCGAAUAUGGACAUGGAGAUUAUGAACAACUGUAUUGUCCGUCUCGGGACGAGACUCCGUAGUCUUGGAAUGGCCACGGAAUCCAUCGCCUGGGAGCUGUUCACUUGCCAGAUUCUUCAUCGCCUGGCCAAUGAACAGAAUAGUUUCGUUGUUAUGCCACGACUGGCUCGGGCUUUGCGUCGACUCUCUCUGGCUUACCGAGAUCAAAUGAAGUAUCAGGAAGCCCUAAAGGCCAGCGAGCACUCAUUAGAGCUUUGGCGCUCUAUAUUUGAGACCAAUCCCAGCUCCGAAAACCAAAUUCCGUUCCUCAACUCGAUCACUGUUCAUAUGGAAAACCUCGCGUCCCUGAAUAGAAGAGAUGAACUGUUACCACUAGCAGAAGAAAGCGUCGCCAUAGCUCGUGCAGAUCUCAUGCGUACGCGUGACUAUUAUAAGUCAGAUGGCAAGGAGUGGUCAGAAGAGGACAAGUAUGCUGCACGAAGAUCUUUUGCAGCGAUUUUUCGCUACGCACACACUCUUGCUUGGGCCCAGCGAUCCGGAGAAGCGUGUUCCGUUGCCAUCGAAGCCUUUGAAUUGCUGACCACCAUACCCUUGGACAUCUCCCAUCUGGUUCAAGUUGGCUCUGCAAUCGACAUGCUAAUGGAUCAAAUAUCUAUCGUGGGCGAAAGGGGAGGUUUCACAUUCGAAUGGCUUGCCCGGCCUCUCAUUCUAUUUCAUCAUCUUGCUCAGCAAUAUGCCGAAGAGUUCUCGACACCUUUCCUCCGCCUUUUACACGCAUACACAUACAUGGGUUCACUGGAUGUCAAUCCAAACAAUACAUCACAUAAUCUACGUGUCUUUCUCGAACCUAGCGGGGACAAUCUCCCGCCUCUCCUCCCCGCAUUUCAGCAUCAGGUGUACCACAAAAUUGCCAGUGCUGUAGUCGGAGCCGUGCUGUCUUUUUAUAUUCGUCCAGCCGACUCAGUUUAUUCGCUGGUGCUGAAUCUAUUUCUUGCACACCCUCAAUCCGCCCUUAUCGCGUUUUCUCAAGUUGUUGACCGGAGCCUGAGUGUUUUGAGUCCAGACCCUCAAAUAGACGAUUGGGUCGUUCACACUCUUGCCGAACUCUUAAACUCGAAUGGUAUCUUCACUCAAGCAGAGCGGAUCAAGCUACUUGGAUGGUUACAGCGUCUUUGGGCCGUCAAAGGGCAGCAACUUGCAGACUUCUGCUCUGUGUGUAUUUUGCGAAGUUGCUCUUGUUUGUGGCUUGGUGGUUUGACAAUCGAAACCAUGAAUGUUCUCGAGGUGUGUGCCAACUCGCGCGACCAACAUGUGGUGAAUACCGCUGGCGUAAUGAAAGCAGCCAUAUUGGGGGACAUGGGGCGGAUCGAUGAUGCCAUGGCCGUAAUGGUCGAUCUCGAGCACCGUCUUACCUUUCACCAACGGGUCCUUCCCGCCGUACUAAAAGCCGAUGAAGACCACUUUUAUCAAUACUGUUUCCUCAGAAUUCAAUUUCUUCGACGUACAACAAGACGAGAGGAGGCAAUCGCAUUCAUACACGAUGUGCUGACCCAUCCCGUCGUUCCUCCUUCCUGGUCAGAUGAUGGACUGAACGACAUGCACUACAUCCUCAUUCUUGUUGAAAGACUCGAGCUCAGAUUAGAAAUGGGACAGCCGAAAGCAGCUUUCGACGAAGGCGAAAAUAUUGUCAAGAUGUGUCGAGGAGGUGUUAACGACGUGGAGAACGAGUACCGCCUUUUUAGUUUGGCGCGCACUCUUGUUGCGGUUAGCGAAUGCCUGACAAGGGUUGGUCGCAUUAGUGAAGCAAUACUAGCUUGUCGAGAAGCGUUGUCGAUCUACAAAGCGUACGAGAGUCAAAUGUGGCACUCGUUUUUGUUGCCGUCGCGCAAGGAGAAGUUGGGAGGGAUGGCAUACCAGACGUUGUCUCGUCAAUUGUUGCUGGCUGGGAGCGUUGACGAGGGGCUGGUUCAUGCGCAUGCGGCGGUCGAUAUAUACCGAAAGUUAGUCGAGCUCGUGCCCCGACAUAGACCAGCCCUUGCCGAAGCUCUUCAAAACCUCGCUAGAACCUCACAGAUUCACAACCACCCUCAAAAGUGCUUAGAAGCGUGUGAGGAGGCAAUAACGAUAUUACUCGAAGUUGUUAGUAACGAGGCCUAUCUCCUUCCGAUGUUGGUAGCCGCGCUGGACCAGCUUGAAACGUAUCCUGGCCAUAAUCAGGAGUGGCUCGUUGCAAUGCGAAGUGAAGCGACCGCUAUAGGUUUCGUUGCCCACAAUUCCACAGUACCCCGCACCCUGUUUACGCCCGUUCGUCUUUUACGACUCGAUUCCGAUGGUGACGAUUCCCUCUCCAAUUCAAUAAACUUGAACUGGCGGACACUGGUCGAAGAUGGAGAUCUAGAUGGCAUUCCGAAGCAGCAGAACAUCACCCUGACAGCGAAUCUGGACUCGUCCCCAACCAAAACUUCCCAUCGCGGGCAGAAAUUGCAGAGCUUCCUCCCUUUGGACCUUGAUAAAGUAGAGCUGGCUCCACUAAAGACAGCUCUUUAUACCCCGAUGGAAAUCCAUUUGCGACUAACGCCUAUUGACGCUUUUUGGUGGGCAAUUGUUGUGAUGCUCAGCAUGUUGGUCGCCGUGUUGGGUGUAGUUAUUCUGGCACAGGAUGGUAGAAAUGAGUGA
This is a messenger RNA of Mycena indigotica, 3531 nucleotides long. Its product is annotated as Tetratricopeptide repeat family. The coding region runs from base 1 to 3531 and encodes 1176 amino acids. Gene Ontology annotation, molecular function: protein binding. Lineage: Eukaryota; Fungi; Basidiomycota; Agaricomycetes; Agaricales; Mycenaceae. The transcript has 5 exons. The record is from RefSeq and is a predicted model, not a curated record.